Molecule: messenger RNA, 1079 nt
Organism: Tricharina praecox
Lineage: Eukaryota; Fungi; Ascomycota; Pezizomycetes; Pezizales; Pyronemataceae
Product: translation protein SH3-like domain-containing protein
Exons: 4
Coding region: 191-679 (162 amino acids)
Biological process (GO): positive regulation of translational elongation; positive regulation of translational termination
Molecular function (GO): ribosome binding; translation elongation factor activity; RNA binding
Source: RefSeq, a predicted model, not a curated record
UUCACCCCUCCUCCACGAACACCAAGCCCCACCCCCCCCUCCACUUUCCUGUUGCUCAUCCUCCUCCUCCUCCAACCCCACCACCCCUCAACGCUACCACAUCCCCGACGAAAUCAAACUCUCCCCCCAAUUCCCACCCCUUAUUCCCUUCUAUCUUUUCGCUUCUUUUACACCGUACACUUCUUUCAAGAUGGCCGAUACCGAUAACGAUGAGCAGCACAACCACACCUUCGAGUCGGCCUCUGCCGGCGCGUCGGCCACUUACCCCAUGCAGUGUUCCGCUCUGCGCAAGAACGGACACGUCGUCAUCAAGGGCCGCCCUUGCAAGAUUGUCGAGAUGAGCACCUCCAAGACUGGAAAGCACGGACACGCCAAGGUCCACUUGGUCGCCAUCGACAUCUUCACCGGAAAGAAGCUCGAGGAUCUCUGCCCCUCCACCCACAACAUGGACGUGCCCAACGUCACUCGCACUGAGUACCAGUUCUCGUACAUCGACGACGAUUUCCUCUACCUGAUCAAGCCUGAUGGUUCCGAGAAGAACGACGUCAAGGUCCCCGAAGGAGAGGUCGGUGACAAGAUCAGGGAGUACGAGGACGCCGGAACCGACAUCUUGGUUACCAUCAUCGCCGCCAUGGGAGAGGAGGCCGCCAUUUCCGUCAAGGAGGCCCCCAAGGCCUAAUUGUUUUGCUGGAGUCAAGGAUUAAAAUUAAACCUAGUUUCUCGCUUUCUUUUUCCACAUCUUCGAUUCUUCCGUCUUUUUUCGUCUAGGUGCGUUUGCACGGGGCUUUUUGUGUUUUUCGUUUUUUCAACCAUCCUUCUCCCUUUACCGAUCGAACAUUUGUGGAGUGGAGCAAUUGGGGCAGCAGCGGCGGGGGAGUUUCUCUUUGAUUGCAAGCACACAAUUGAUGUGGAGGGGUGGGGGGGAAAUUGGAUUACUGUCAAAACACACCCAAAAGUUUCUGGUUGCAUAUGAUAUGCUGGAUAUUGGUAUAUGACAAGAUGGGGUUUAUGGAAAUCGCUUGGGGUUGGGGAAUUGCUUCGAAUCUGCAGCCUCUUCGCCAAUAUGCUCUUAUCCAUCU